Molecule: messenger RNA, 1764 nt
Organism: Fundulus heteroclitus (mummichog)
Lineage: Eukaryota; Metazoa; Chordata; Actinopteri; Cyprinodontiformes; Fundulidae
Gene: ruvbl2
Product: RuvB-like AAA ATPase 2
Exons: 14
Coding region: 80-1459 (459 amino acids)
Biological process (GO): box C/D snoRNP assembly; chromatin remodeling; regulation of transcription by RNA polymerase II
Cellular component (GO): Swr1 complex; Ino80 complex; R2TP complex
Molecular function (GO): ATP binding; DNA helicase activity; ATP hydrolysis activity
Source: RefSeq, a predicted model, not a curated record
UUUCUCUCCGGACACAAUAAGGCGGACCCUUUUCAGAAAGAAGCGCCGCUGCCUUUUCACGUUAAGUGUGCUUGUGGAGAUGGCGGCAACAAAGGUUCCAGAGGUUCGUGACAUCACACGGAUUGAGAGAAUUGGGGCACACUCUCACAUUCGUGGACUUGGUCUGGAUGAUGCUUUGGAGCCAAGACAGGUGUCUCAGGGGAUGGUCGGCCAGCUGGCCUCCCGUCGUGCAGCAGGGGUCAUCUUGGAAAUGAUUAAAGACGGUCACAUUGCUGGCAGGGCGGUACUGAUCGCCGGCCAGCCUGGCACAGGAAAAACUGCCAUCGCAAUGGGGAUAGCACAGUCACUGGGCCCCGACACGCCCUUCACAGCUCUGGCUGGGAGUGAGAUCUUCUCUUUGGAAAUGAGCAAAACUGAGGCACUGAGCCAAGCUUUUAGAAAAGCCAUUGGAGUGACAAUCAAGGAGGAAACUGAGAUCAUAGAAGGAGAGGUGGUGGAGAUCCAGAUUGAUAGACCUGCCACUGGAACGGGGGCAAAAGUGGGCAAGCUGACCCUAAAGACCACUGAAAUGGAGACAAUAUAUGAUUUGGGUAACAAGAUGAUUGACAGUCUUAGCAAAGAGAAGGUACAAGCUGGAGAUGUCAUCACCAUUGACAAAGCCACCGGGAAGAUCACCAAGCUGGGACGCUCCUUCACUAGAGCCAGAGACUACGAUGCUAUGGGGGCUCAGACAAAGUUUGUCCAGUGUCCUGAGGGAGAGCUGCAGAAGAGGAAAGAGGUGGUACACACCGUGUCGCUCCAUGAGAUCGACGUCAUCAACAGCCGUACACAAGGCUUCCUGGCUCUCUUCUCUGGAGACACCGGAGAGAUCAAGUCUGAAGUCCGCGAGCAGAUAAACGCCAAAGUGUGUGAGUGGAGGGAAGAGGGAAAGGCAGAGAUUAUUCCUGGGGUGUUAUUUAUCGACGAGGUCCAUAUGCUGGACAUGGAGUGUUUCUCCUUCCUGAACCGCGCGCUGGAGAGUGACCUGUCCCCCGUUCUCAUCAUGGCCACCAACAGAGGCAUCACACGAAUCCGUGGAACAAACUACCAGAGCCCUCAUGGCAUCCCCAUCGACCUGCUGGAUCGCUUGCUUAUUAUCGCCACCUCUCCUUACACAGAGAAAGAGACGAGGCAGAUCCUAAAGAUCCGGUGUGAAGAGGAGGACGUAGAGCUGAGCGAGGAGGCCCACACGGUCCUCACUCGGAUCGGCAUGGAGACGUCGCUACGCUACGCCAUCCAGCUGAUCAGCACAGCGGGGCUGGUCUGUCGUAAACGCAAGGGGACAGAGGUUCAGGUGGAGGACAUUAAGAGGGUUUACUCUCUUUUCUUGGAUGAGGCCAGGUCCUCCCAGUACAUGAAGGAGUAUCAGGAUUCCUUCCUCUUCAAUGAAACACAAACGGCUUCCAUGGACACGUCAUAAUGGAGAACGCCCUGAAGUGUUUGGUUUUUGUCCGUUUUUUUGUCAUUCACAGUUAAAGUCUGUUCAGUUCUGGUUCGUAGAUUGGACUUUAAUGUAAGUCUGCAAUGAAAACAGAAAAUGAAUUCAGGAAUGUUCUCAGUUUUGCUUAAAUGUUACAGCUGUUGUAAAUUGAAUUUAUGUGAACAUUGGACGUGGAAAUUUGGCCUUAUUUUGGAUAACCUGAAUACCACAAAUGUGUCGAUCAUUAAUGCCUAUCCAUUAAUUUUCUGUUUGUUAUUCAAACCCUGUCUUUGGUUGUUUUUUGU